Aethina tumida (small hive beetle) is the source of this 2439-nucleotide messenger RNA. It is a transcript of the gene Rip11, whose product is annotated as rab11 family-interacting protein 2. Gene Ontology annotation, biological process: regulated exocytosis. Gene Ontology annotation, cellular component: intracellular membrane-bounded organelle. Gene Ontology annotation, molecular function: small GTPase binding. The coding region runs from base 499 to 1959 and encodes 486 amino acids. The record is from RefSeq and is a predicted model, not a curated record. The transcript has 9 exons. NCBI's taxonomy places the organism in Eukaryota, Metazoa, Arthropoda, Insecta, Coleoptera, Nitidulidae.
GAAUUCAAUCAAAAACGGUCACGUGACAUUUGUGUACGAUUUUAAGUUUAAUUAAGGUUUAGUUCUGACAAAUUUCUUAUCUAUCAUAUGUCAAAUCAUACACAUAAAACACGGACGAUAAGGUAAAUGAAAACAUAGGAAUUUUACGUGACUGAACUGUCAAUGGUGUGCGGUGUGCGUCUGAGAACUUUCUAUGCGUUCCGAUUUUCGAUCGUGAGUGACGGUAAUUUGGUUGAACGUCAUCUGUGAAUAUUACAGGUAGAAUAACCUAAAAAAAAUGAGAAGAGCCACCAAAACAGUUAUUUGCCUGUGAUCCACUUAAAUGUUUCUGCAUUCGAUUGGGCUCGAUCAACGUAACGGACGUAAAACUGGACUUAUUUACAAUUGUGAUAGUGCGAUCAGUGAAAUCUUUGUUCUAACGCGUUAUCUCCUAAUUAAUCGUAAUUUCACUAGACAUUCCUUCACGGUUGGAACUAAUUAACAAUACGAUUUGCGAAAAUGUGGAUGCCUACUCAUGUAAACGUAACUGUUAUUAGAGGCGCAGAUCUAUUGACCAAAGGCAAAAACAACACAAAUGACUGCUUCGUUACUAUUGGGCUUGGGAAAACUAAAUAUCAAACAUCAGUUAAAAAGAAUGCAUCACCUUCAGUGGAAUGGAGAGAGGAAUGUGAACUACCAAUACCUGAUCAGGGAAAUACAGCCGAGUUAGUACUGACGGCUUAUCACCACAGCUUUGUUGAUGAAUUUCUUGGCCGUGUCAAAAUCCCUCUGAACAGUCUAGAAAUAUAUGAAAGACCCAAGAACAAAUGGUACACACUCGAAUCAAAAAACAAACCAGGAAAAGAAACUAAACACAAAGAAAGAGGAAGAUUGGAAGUAAAAAUAGGUUUCAUUGUAAAAUCCGGCAGUUUAACAGACCUGAGUAAAAAAGAAAAGCAUAAAUCAUCAAUUGGGCAACUGUCGGCGGUCGCCCAAAGUGUCGGAGGCAGUCUACUCAGCUUGGGCAGCGUAGAGAAACGCAAGGGCAUAAAGAAAUUCGCAAAAUCAAUCGGUUCGAAAAUGGUUAGGGGAAAGAAAAAAGACGGCGACUUCGACGACGGCGGUUCCUCUAUUGGAAGUGUCGGAAGUUUGAAAAUCAGAAGCAACACCAGUUUCGACAAGUUCAAGAGCAAACAAACUAUGGAUGACGCGGAUCCUGGUGUUGUGAGCGAAGACGACGAUUUUAAUUUUGACGACCUCUCCCACAAAAGUUCGGCGAGUUCUCUGAGCCAAAACUUAAAUGGAACCACUACAUCACUUGACAACGUAUCGGAUUCGAGGAAAGUAAGUUCACCUCCGGCCAAACCUCCUCGCCAGGAGCCAAAAGCACAAGACGAGUGGGAGUCCAAGCUGUUUGGAAACAAAAGCAAAACACUGCUGAAACCCGGAAGCAGCGAGUCUUUAAACAGAAGGUCUUGGGACUCAUCCAAACUAUCAUCACAAAUUGAAGAGGAGGAUCCUGCUGAUUUGCUUGAGGUGUCCAACGCCGAAGACAGUAUUAGUGCAAAAGUUAAUAAAACACCUGAGCCAGUCAAGAAGGACGAAAAAGAAGGCAUGUUUUCCAAAUUUAAGCAUUUCAGAAAAGAGAAAAAUGAGUUAGAUACGAAACUUGAGAAGCGUCAAAAUGCUCAUGAACGUAUUGUUAUAGGAGGAGAGAAUGAAAUGCCUGUAGCACCAAUUAACAACAGAAUCUCAAAUGAGUUGCUACAGAAGUUUGAAGGAAAAACCAGAGAGGAUUUGAUUUUGUCGCUGUGCGACACCCAACUAGAACUUGACAAACAAAAAAAGAAGUUGAAAGAUUUGGAGGAUUAUUUGGAUGACCUUCUAUUGAGGGUGAUGGAGACCCAACCGAAAAUUUUGCAAAACCCGUACGUUACCUGCAAAAUUGCACAUUCAAAAUUUUCUAAUAUUUUCCAGUAGUUGAAAGGAGCCUUAUUUUGUAAUGACAUGGUGCUGAAACCUAAAAUCCAUCCAUUUGACGAGAACUUUUUGGAACAUACUGUGAUUCUAACAUUAAAUGGCCAUUUCUGUUGUUGAAGGCUUUAAUAUGAUAUUUAUCUUCACAUAACUAACGUUAGUUUUUAGUAAUCUUGAAUUUUAAAUGUUAUUUUCUAUUGCUUGUUUUAAUGAUAAAUUGCCAAAUGGCUCACCAUGAGAGAGAAAAUAUUGUAUAUUUAUUUAUUAAUUAUAUACACUUUAUAUGUAUAUUUAAAUCACUGGUGUAACAUCAUUAACUGUAAUUCAAUUGUUGAGACCUAAACAUCACAUACUUUUAAUUAUUUUUCAAGUUUUUCUAUGUCUUCCUUAUACGGAGACUAUUUUAUUGUUUUUUAAAAUUUAUGGUUAAGGAAUAUUUUCUAAUAUAUAUUUUAUACAAAAAAUAUUAAACAAAUGUACUGA